AUGUUGACAGGAAAGCUCGUUCCUAUGAUCGGCCUCUGCCUCCUAUGGCACGCUGCUGCACAGGACUCGUACAACUUCAUAGUUAUUGGCGGUGGCGCGGCCGGCUUGACGCUCGCGACGCGGCUUUCAGAGGAACCAGGCUUCUCGGUGCUUGUCCUUGAGGCUGGGAGCGACCAUACCAACGACACCAAAGCGCAGUGCCCUGGCAUAUUUGCUUCUAUGUACGGUGACCAUGAAUACGACUGGGACUACCGAAAUGUUCCGCAGCCAUACCUCAACAACCGGACUCAUGCAAACAUUGCCGGCAAAGGUCUCGGCGGCGGCAGUGCUGUUAACUUCAUGUGGUGGACGCACGCAUCUCGCGAGGAUAUCAACAAUUGGGGCGUCCUUGGGAACGCGAACUGGAGCUGGGACGAGGUGCAGCCUUACUUGAAGAAGUCCGAGGCGUACGUGCCUCCUCCUUCAGCUGAGGCCGUGGAGGACAUGCAGACGCAGUAUGUAGAUCCAGGUCUACAUGGCACGGACGGGCCUAUUAUCAACUCUUUUCCCACGUCGUACGGUCCAUUUACGGAAGCUUGGGCCAAGAUGUUCGAAGCCUUGGGGCAGUUCCCUGCUGGGGACCCGAGGGGAGGCGAGGCGCUGGGAGGGUACACGAAUCUAUUCAACAUCAACCCAGAGACAAAAGAGAGAAGCUACCCUGCGACCGAGUACCACCUCCGUGCUUCCCAGAGACCUAAUCUCACAGUCCUCACUGGAGCUUUUGUCACGAAGAUUCUAUUCAACGGCGGCGAGGAGGAAGGAACGGUGGCGAUUCCCAGAGCUUUUGGCGUGGAAUAUCUCAAGGACAACUCGACUUACACAGUGCAGGCGAGUGAGGAGGUAAUUCUCUCGGCGGGAUCGAUGCAGUCAUCGAAGCUGCUGGAACUCUCAGGGAUCGGCGACUGUGAUCUCCUAAGCACCUUCGGCAUCGACUGUCUCGUCAACAACACGAACGUGGGCGAGAAUUUCCAGAACCACCUUAUGCUUCCCCUCGGGUGGGCCGUUGUUCCCGGAGUCACGACCACAGAUGACUUCUCCUCUACAGAGGCAUUCAACGCAGCAUUGGAAGAAUACACCUCAUCCAGGAGCGGGCCGUUCUCUACCGUGAACGGCAGCUCAGCGCUCCUCUCCCUCGAGCAGAUCGGUGGGUCAUACAACGCGACAGAUGCGGCCCCGACAGCUCCGUACGAAGCCCAGCACAAGCUCCUCCUCGAAGGCCUCAACUCCUCCCAGAACUCGGCGGUCCAGGAGAUCUGGAUAUCGGGGGGCAUCUCGCCAUGGUACUACAACGACAGCUCCAAGGUCUUUGCCGGCCCAGGCGACGGCGGGAACUACUUCAGCAUCAUCGGCCUCGUCUCACACCCCUUCUCCCGAGGCUCGGUGCAUAUCCAGUCCAGCGACCCGGCUUUGCAGGCCCGCCUCGACCCGCGCUACCUCUCACACCCGAUGGACAGGCAGCUAGAGAGGCAGCUGGCCUUCCACAUGCGGGACGUGGUGCAGAACCCACCGCUGAGUGGGCUCCUGGAGGGCAACGGGACGGUGUUCCAGUCGGGGUAUUUGGAUGGUGGUUUCCUGGGUGAGGAUAACGUGGAUGCGUUUGUGGCGGACAAGAUAUUGAUUGCUUACCACCAUUCUGGGAAUAACGCUAUGCUCCCACGUGACAGCGGCGGCGUGGUUGACCAUAGGUUGAGGGUGUAUGGGGUUGAAGGGCUGAGGAUUGUGGACGCCAGCGUCUUUCCGAUGGUGCCACAGGGGACUAUCACGAGUAUAGUGAUUGCCGUGGCGGAGAGGGCAGCUGACUUCGUGAAGGAAGAGUACUCGCGUGGGUAG
This is a messenger RNA of Diaporthe amygdali, 1869 nucleotides long. RefSeq names its product choline dehydrogenase. Lineage: Eukaryota; Fungi; Ascomycota; Sordariomycetes; Diaporthales; Diaporthaceae. The transcript is spliced from 3 exons. The coding region runs from base 1 to 1869 and encodes 622 amino acids. Gene Ontology annotation, molecular function: flavin adenine dinucleotide binding; oxidoreductase activity, acting on CH-OH group of donors. The record is from RefSeq and is a predicted model, not a curated record.